AUGAAGGUUUCCGCUACCCUCGCUGCUGGUGCCCUCGCCCUCGGCGUUGAGGCCAAGAACUACCUCGGUUUUAACUCUGGUGCCACCCUCGCCAACCGUGCCGCCAAGUUCAAGGCCGAUUUCCAGGCUGAGUUCGAGACUGCUCAGAACUUGAAGAGCGCUCCCGGCGACUUCAGCGCCGUCCGACUCUACACCAACAUCCAAGCCUACUCCGAGGAUGACCCCAUUGAGGCUUUCGAGGCUGCCAUCGACACCAAGACCGAGAUCCUCCUCGGUGUCUGGACUUCCGGCACUGACAACAUCGACAAGGAGAUCAGCGCCCUCAAGAAGGCUGUCGACAAGUACGGCUCCAAGCUGACCGACCUCGUCAUCGGAGUCUCUGUUGGUAGCGAGGAUCUCUACCGUAACUCGGUUACUGGCGUGAAGAACAAGGGUGGUGUCGGUGUUCAGCCCGAUGUCCUCGUUGACUUCAUCAACGACUUCAAGAAGGCUUUCAAGGGCACCCCCAUUGGCAAGAUCCCUGUCGGCCACGUCGACACCUGGGACGUCUGGGGCAACGCUACCAACAAGGCCGUCCUCGACGCCAUCGAUUUCAUCGGUGUGGAUGAGUACCCCUACUAUGAGAACGACAAGGGCAACAGCAUCGACAACGCUGCCAAGCUCUUCAACAAGGCGUACGAGGCCACCAUCGCCGCCUCCAAUGGCAAGCCUGUCUGGGUCACUGAGACUGGCUGGCCCUACAAGGGUCCUGACUGGGAUGAGGCUGUUCCUAGUGUGAAGAACGCUCAGAAGUACUGGCGCGACGUUGGCUGCAAGUACCUCUUCAACAAGACCCCCACUUUCUGGUACACUCUCCGCGACUCCAACCCCGACAACAAGAUGAAGUUCGCCAUCACUGAUAACCUCUCCACCACUCCUCUCUUCGAUCUCUCUUGCGACAAGGUUGACGACGAUGAGGAGACCACUAGCUCUGCCGUCCACUCCAAGACCAAGACCGAGUCCGGUGCUUCCACAGCCACUCACGCUUCUAACUCCACUGCUACCUUCAUCACCUCUACUGCCUCUGCUACUAGCGGCUCCAGCGAUGAUGAUGAGGAAUCCACUGGCACUGCCACCGCUACUGGCUCUGGUUCUAAGCCUACCUCUGGCUCUGGAUCCGGCUCCGGUUCUGGUUCUGAGGGUUCUGGAUCCAGCUCUGGCUCCGGUUCUGAGUCUGGUUCCGGCUCCGGCUCCGGCUCCGGCUCCGAGUCUGGCUCUGCCCCUGCUGAGACUCCCAGCACCAUCACCAACGGUGCUGCUUCUCUCGGCGUCUCCACUGCCGCCCUUGCCUUCCUUGCCCUGUUUGCUCUGUAA
Molecule: messenger RNA, 1353 nt
Organism: Fusarium fujikuroi IMI 58289
Lineage: Eukaryota; Fungi; Ascomycota; Sordariomycetes; Hypocreales; Nectriaceae
Product: related to glucan 1,3-beta-glucosidase
Exons: 1
Coding region: 1-1353 (450 amino acids)
Biological process (GO): cell wall organization; carbohydrate metabolic process
Cellular component (GO): fungal-type cell wall; extracellular region; cell surface
Molecular function (GO): glucan endo-1,3-beta-D-glucosidase activity; 1,3-beta-glucanosyltransferase activity
Source: RefSeq, a predicted model, not a curated record